Messenger RNA from Apiotrichum porosum, 285 nucleotides. RefSeq lists its product as uncharacterized. The record is from RefSeq and is a predicted model, not a curated record. Lineage: Eukaryota; Fungi; Basidiomycota; Tremellomycetes; Trichosporonales; Trichosporonaceae. The transcript has 3 exons. Gene Ontology annotation, biological process: mitochondrial respiratory chain complex IV assembly. Bases 1 to 285 code for a protein of 94 amino acids. Gene Ontology annotation, cellular component: mitochondrion.
AUGUCCGAACAACCGCAGCCGCGCCUCGCAUGCGCUCGUGAGCGCGAAGAGCUCAUCCAGUGUGUCAUCAGGACUGACUGCGUUCUCAAGAAGGGAAAGACACCCGCAGACUGCAUCAAGCAGUCCAAGGACGAGCUGCCGCUGCUUUGCCAGCACCUGCUGCUGAGCUACGCCGACUGCAAGAAGGGCAUGCUCGACAUGCGCCGCCGGUUCCGUGGUAACCAUCUGAGCGAGGAGGCCAAGCGCGAGACCAGCGGCAAGCCCGACUCUGCCCUUGGCGCAUAG